AUGUCUUGGAAAAGUGAUAUUAGAGUAAUUGUCGGUUUAGACUUCGGAACAACCUUUAGUGGAUUUAGUUAUGUUCAUACAGCUAAUCAAGAAGAAAUUAUUACCAAUGAAGCUUGGCCUGGUGAAAUUGGACAGCUGAAGACAAACACGGUUUUGCAAUAUGAUCCAAAAUUUGAAACGGUCGAUUUAUGGGGGGCACCAGCAUUAUCAAAACGACCACAUCGUAGAAAGAAAAAAGUAAUUGAGGCUCAACCAGUAGAAUUAUUCAAACUUCAUUUAGGCGAUAUGCCGGCAAAACUUAAACCAAAACUUGAAUUAGAUUAUAAGAAAGCAAUCACAGACUAUCUAAAAGAAAUUGGAAGAUGGAUGAAAGACACCAUAACAACAAGAUGGUGUGGGAUAGAUUUCAAAAAUGAUGUUUUAUUAAUUAUAACAAUGCCUGCAGAUUAUUCGGAACAAGCGAAGGCUAUUAUGAGAGAAUCCGAAGCUGCGGCUGUUUACUGUUUAAAAAAUGUUCUCAAAGAACAUUCUCUUCAAGUAUCAGGAACUACCUUUAUGAUAGUUGAUUGUGGAGGCGGAACCGUUGAUUUAACAACUUACAAGUUAUGGAAGGAAGAUCAACUUGGCGAAAUAACUGAAAGAGCAGGAGAUUUUUGUGGAAGUACGUUUGUUGACAAUAAAUUUGUAGAUUAUUUGAGCAGCAUAGUUAGCAAAAAUGCUAUAAAUUUGUUAAAAAAAAAUCAUUAUGGGCAAUUCCAAUAUAUGGUCCAAACAUUUUGUAAACAAGUCAAAUUUCCAUUUUCUGGACAAGAUCCUGAUUUUACAUACGAGUUAGAUAUUGAAGAUGUCUGUCCAGUUUUAAAGCAAUAUGUAACGGAUUCGGUAGAAGAACAACUCGAGGAGACAGAAUGGAUAAUUGAGAUAGAUUAUGAUACAAUCAAAUCAUUUUUUGAUCCAGUAAUCGAUAGGAUCAUCUCGAUGAUCGAUGUUCAAUUGAAAAAUUCAAAUAAUAACAUAACAGCAAUGUUUUUAGUGGGAGGUUUUAGUCAAUCGAAAUAUUUACAAAAAAGAAUCAAAGAUAAAUUUAUACCUCAAGUUCCUAAUAUAUCAGUUCCUGUUAGAUCUAUAGUUGCGGUCUGUAGAGGAGCAACACUGUAUGGACUUAGUAUGUACAAUAAUGAUAACUUGAACAGCAACAAUAAUUUUAAAUUUGUUAUAGAUAGUCGUGUUUUACGUUAUUCAUAUGGUAUAAUUGGAUAUCCGAUGUGGAAAGAGGGUGAUCCACCACAUAGAAGAGAUUCGGAUGGUAGAAUGCGUAAAUUCAUUCAAAUGGCACCUCGUGGUAAAGUUGUAAAAAUAAACGAGGAAUCUUCUACAACGUUCGUACCAAUAUCAGCAGAAAAUGAAUCUAUAAGAUUUGAAAUAUACCAUUCAAAGAACAAUGAUGAAAUCUACUCGGAUGAGCCAGGCAUGAAAAAAUUAGGUGAACUUAUAAUUUCAUUGCCUGAUAAACAUCUCGGAACUAAUAGACCUGUAUUAUUUUCACUCUGCUUUGGAAAAAUGGAGAUCACAGCAAGGGCAAUAAACCAAUUAAAUGGUUUAAAUUGUGAAACAAAAUUUCGGUUAGAAUUUGAUUGA
This is a messenger RNA of Entrophospora sp. SA101, 1638 nucleotides long. The record is from the annotation of a GenBank genome assembly. NCBI's taxonomy places the organism in Eukaryota, Fungi, Glomeromycota, Glomeromycetes, Entrophosporales, Entrophosporaceae.